This is a messenger RNA of Mugil cephalus (flathead mullet), 1642 nucleotides long. RefSeq names its product ALG5 dolichyl-phosphate beta-glucosyltransferase (gene alg5). Gene Ontology annotation, cellular component: endoplasmic reticulum membrane. The transcript is spliced from 10 exons. The record is from RefSeq and is a predicted model, not a curated record. Lineage: Eukaryota; Metazoa; Chordata; Actinopteri; Mugiliformes; Mugilidae. Bases 255 to 1223 code for a protein of 322 amino acids.
AGAACCAGUUACUUCCGCGUUGCCACUGUGUUCAGUUGUGAUUGGAAGUGGAGUUUAGUGAACUGUCUACAGAGUAAUGGGAAUACAUAUUUAGCGUGUACACAGUCUAGUAAACCUGUAUUUUGUCGUAUAUACUGGGAAGUCAGCACAGGCUACCAGACACGAAGCAAAGCGAGGAGAAAGCGAGCUAGCUGUUUAGCUAGCCACUUGGACUGGUGUUCUGUCAGGGGCUCCAGGGGGUAACUUGAUGGGAAAUGGAUUUCCUCUGUGAAAUAAUUCAAGCCUUAGUCGCACUAGCAGCUUUGGGGCUUAUUGUGUUGCUUGUAAUAGUGCAUUUAACCGCGGGGAUGGUGAACCUGAGACGCCACGAAAAGGAGAAAUAUUUCCUUACUGCCAAAGGAGAGAAGGAGCUCUUCCCCAGCCUACACGAUGCCCAUUCCAGGGAUCUCUCUGUGGUGGUUCCCGCCUACAACGAGGAGCUACGAAUGCCUGUGAUGCUGGAGGAAGCUAUGGAGUAUUUGGAAAACCGACAGAAAAAAAACCCCUCUUUCACCUACGAGGUCAUCGUGGUUGAUGAUGGCAGCAAAGACAAAACCACAGAGGUCGCUCUGCGGUACACUAGGAAGUACAGCGCCGAUAAAGUGCGGGUGUUGACGCUGGUGGAGAACCGAGGGAAGGGAGGAGCUGUGAGGAUGGGAACUUUUAGCUCGAGGGGAAAAGUCAUCCUGAUGGCUGAUGCUGAUGGAGCCACAAAGUUUGCUGAUAUUGAGAAAGUGGAGGCUGGACUCCAUAGCCUCAACUCUGGACCGGAGAACAUGGCAAUUGCCUGUGGUUCCAGAGCUCAUCUAGAGAAAGAGUCUGUAGCUGAGCGGUCGGUGUUUCGUACAUUUCUAAUGUACGGCUUCCACUUCCUGGUCUGGUUCUUUUGUGUGAGAGGGAUCAAGGACACGCAGUGUGGCUUCAAGCUUUUCACACGCGAGGCUGCACUCAAGACCUUCUCCUCUCUCCACGUAGAGCGAUGGGCGUUUGAUGUGGAGCUGCUGUAUAUCGCCCAGUGUUUUAAAAUCCCCAUAGCAGAGGUGGCAGUCAACUGGACUGAAAUAGAAGGUUCUAAACUGGUCCCGUUUUGGAGCUGGCUGCAGAUGGGACGAGACUUGAUUUCCAUUCGCCUGCGCUACCUCACUGGAGCCUGGAAACUGCAGUCUCCACAUAAGACUGAUUAGCCAAUCAGACAAGCCCUUGUGUCCUAGAGACAGCCUGUGAUAGGGCGGUCUAGCCUUCGGAUGAGGUGGGAUUACAGCUGUUGUGGGCUCCUCACGGUCCUGCCUUUAAAUGUGGAUGUUGGCUCGUUCUGGCCACCGUUACGUACAUUUCUGUAGCUACAGCUCACAGAGUGUAUGUGUGACCGAUCCAUGCACUCAGUUACUCAAUGCUUAUGUUGUGCCCAUUCUACGUGAGGACGACUUGUUGUGAAAUAUGAAAGGUCUGAUAAUCUGUGCGUCAAGAUUCUCACUGAGAAUCGAAUGUCUUUGUAUGAAACUUUGUAAAUGGGAAAGGCUACUGGUUGACUUGAACCAAAAUAAAAUGAAAGAAAAAGUCGGUGAUUUCUGAUUUUACAAUCAAUAUUAAACUAUUAACUAAU